AUGUCAUUAAAUCCAUAUCAUAUGCCAUCUCGCCAUCAUACACGUUCAUUACACCAGGCCCAACAAUUUCAUCCUAAUCAACAUCAUUCACGUUCAAUAUCACGAUCUCGAUUCCACCUUCUUUCACAACUUCCAUCUCAAUCACGUUCGCGUUCACGUUCAUUUCAUCGUCGUCCAACACCACCACCAAUAAAACCACGACAUAUUCAUCAACAACAAAAACAACAUAAUUUUCAUCAGCGCCAUCAUCAACAUCAUCAUAAUUCUCAUCAUAAUUCUCAUCAUAAUUCUCAUCAUAAUUUUAAUCGAUCACCAUCACCAUCACCAUCAUAUAACAUCUACAACAAUAACAACAAUAUUAAUAAUAAUAAUUAUAAUAAUAUUAGAAGAACAUUUAAAGGAAUUAUUUUAUCCGAUUCUAUGUGCUCCCGACUUAGAACAUAUGCUAUUAAAAAAUUACCCUUAUAUGAUGUAGAAUUAAGUUAUGAAUCAGGUUGUGAUAUUUAUAAUAUGAUACAAUGGUUAAACACAUCUGAAGGUCGUGGUCAGCGUCGUCGUCAUCGUCCAACACCAACAGCACCAACUACACCAACGACGACAACAACAUUACAAAUGAAUAAUAAUAUUUAUGUUCAACGGCAGUACCAACCUCGUCGAAAUUAUCAACAACAACAGCAACAACAAAAUAGAGCAAGUACAUCAGAUAGUGAGAAUAGUAAUAGUGAAGAAGAAGAAGAAGAAGAUAAUAGAAAAAGAAAAUUACAAGAUACAAGUAUUUCACCAACAUCGAAAGGAAAAAUAUUAGAAAAAGAGAAUAUUAUUAGAAAGAAGAAAAUAAGAUCAAAAAAGAAAAAGAAAGUUGCUAUUGAGAAUGAUCCACGUGCACCAGAAGGAAGUCCUAUAUUAUUAGUUAGUGAGAAUAGUAAUAAGGAAAAGACAGAUCAGAUAGCUAAGAAAACAAGAGCAGAUACACCUAUAGAUAAAAAAGAAAAACAUCAGCCAUGGAAUACACAUGUACACGUAAGAAAACCACAAAGAGUUAGAAUUCAACAACAGGAAUUAUUUGAUGCACAAAUUCAGGAUUCGUCCACUGAGCUUCCCA
This is a messenger RNA of Rotaria sordida, 1102 nucleotides long. Lineage: Eukaryota; Metazoa; Rotifera; Eurotatoria; Philodinida; Philodinidae. The record is from the annotation of a GenBank genome assembly.